AUGCCUUUAGAAUCACGGGUACCAACUCCAGAGUGCAGCAAAAGUCCGGAAGGAAGUAAGAAAGUUGUUGAUGAUUCUACUCCGUGAGUUUAAUUUUUAAUAUUAUUUAUGUGUAAUUUAGGUUUAGAGUGACGAUAAUUUCAGAACUUUGCCGUAUAAAGAAGUAUUGAAGAUCAUGAAAAAACAUUAUCGGGAUCAAACUCCAACCAGAUCAAAGUCGCCAUCCCGGUGUCGCCGAUCACUCAGAUUGAAUGCCAUCGAAGCAUCCGAACCUCUACCCAGUUUUGAAAACCCGAACACUUUUAACAAUAGAAUCCGACGAAGAAUGAUAGAAUUGCAAAACUUGGACACCCGUAAACUCAGGCAUGAACUCUCAUCGCAACCAUCGGCUUUAGAGACUCCGGCCGGAGCAGAUAGACCAAUUUAUAACUUGAUGAAUGCAUCCUCGGUAAAUCGCAAAUACGUCGAUGAUAUGGCCGAAGAACACCUGGAAGGUGGAACCAUGCCAGGAGAAUCGGAACUACAGAAAGAAGAAGGAGCUAGGUUUCUGCAGCGUGUUUUAUUCACGCUGCCUGCGAAAUUUUUAGAAUUUUCCAUGAAAAUCUUGUAA
Messenger RNA from Bursaphelenchus xylophilus (pine wood nematode), 610 nucleotides. Lineage: Eukaryota; Metazoa; Nematoda; Chromadorea; Rhabditida; Aphelenchoididae. The record is from the annotation of a GenBank genome assembly.